CCUGCCAAUCAUCCCACUUGACUGGUCUCCCUGCUCUUUCUUUCAGCUAUAUAUUCAGGGUUGGAUCUCCUCCCAAACACUGUCACUAGUAGCUUCACAAAGAAAGCAUUGCAAGAUCAAAUAAGAGCUCCUCAGUUUCCAGCCACAGAGAAGAAAGGAAGAAAUGACCAUGAUCAGUGCCAAGAGGGUUGCUCAGCUGGCAAAGAAGUGGCAAAGAAUGGCCGCGUUGGGGAGAAAGCGGCUCUCCUGGGGGGCAGCAAAGGAAGCCGAUGAUUGCUGCACCUCUGUGGCAGGCAAGGGCCACUGUGUUGUGUAUACGGUUGAUGGGAGGCGGUUUGAGGUGCCACUGGCGUACCUCACCAAGACUGUCUUCACAGAGCUCUUGCAGAUGUCCCAUGAGGAGUUUGGCUUCACGAGUGAUGGGAGGAUCACAAUCCCAUGUGAUGCUGCAGCCAUGGAGUAUGUUAUGUGCCUGCUCAGAAGAAGCGCCUCUGCUGAGAUAGAGAGGGCAUUCCUGAGCACCAUGGCAGUGCCAUGCCACUUUGCAUACUGUGCAGCACCAUCAGCAGGACUUAGUCAACCAGUUGUUGUAUGCAGCUCCUAAUUGUAUAUAAAGUAGCUUGUCAUAGGUUGUAUGAAAAAGAGGAAUCUCUGCAGAAACCUUUGGUCCUGCAAGUGAUCAAGGAAGAUGGCAAAUUAACAAGUUAGAGCCAUUAUUCUUGUUCUUUGUAAAUAUGCUCCAUUUUACAUUAUAGGACUUACAUGAUGAGGCAACAAGUUUGUUCUGCAA
Messenger RNA from Setaria italica (foxtail millet), 790 nucleotides. Its product is annotated as auxin-responsive protein SAUR36. Lineage: Eukaryota; Viridiplantae; Streptophyta; Magnoliopsida; Poales; Poaceae. The record is from RefSeq and is a predicted model, not a curated record. Bases 164 to 604 code for a protein of 146 amino acids. Gene Ontology annotation, biological process: response to auxin. The transcript has a single exon.